Lotus japonicus is the source of this 1321-nucleotide messenger RNA. Its product is annotated as rhodanese-like domain-containing protein 4A, chloroplastic. The transcript has 4 exons. Lineage: Eukaryota; Viridiplantae; Streptophyta; Magnoliopsida; Fabales; Fabaceae. The record is from RefSeq and is a predicted model, not a curated record. The coding region runs from base 31 to 1056 and encodes 341 amino acids.
UCAUGGUGUAAGCAUUUGCCACCCCCUCUCAUGGAUUCACUGAGCAUCCUCCUCUCUUCUUAUCCACUCUGCAACCAAAACCACUUCAAAACCCACAAACCCUUCUCUCCUCUCUCAAACCACACUCCACACCACUCUGCAACUCAACCUCUUGCAUCUUCUUCUUCCACCAAGAAAAACCUCUUCAAAAAUCCAAUCCUUUCACUCUCUUUGAUCAACCUCUUCACCCCAUUUCCAUCCCUCGCUGUUGAACCCUCAGCACCCACUCUGGUUGACUCAGAAGCAGGCAAAAUCAGCUUGGAAACGGUUCUGGUUACCAUUGAUGAUUUUUUCAACCGGUACCCAUUUUUCGUUGCUGGGUGUACCUUCAUCUGGCUGAUUGCGAUUCCUCUGGCGGAGGAGUAUUUCAAGAAAUGCAAGUUUGUGUCGGCCAUUGAUGCGUUCAGGAAGCUCCGGGAUGACCCUGAUUCGCAGCUUCUGGAUAUAAGGGAUGGGAAGAGUGUGAGGUUUCUGGCGUCACCUAAUUUGAAGAUGUUGAAGAAGGAAGUGGUGCAGGUUGAGUUCAGUGAGGGGAAUGAAGAUGGGUUUGUGAGGAAGGUUUUGGAGAGGUUCAAGGAUGCGCCAAACACUGUUGUAUGUGUUUUGGACAGUUUUGACGGUAAUUCCAUGAAAGCUGCUGAGUUACUAUUCAAGAAUGGUUUCAAAGAGGCCUAUGCUAUUAAAGGUGGAGUCAGAGGCCAGCAAGGGUGGAUGGCUAUACAGGAUACCCUUUUGCCCCCUUCUCUGCAUAUGUAUCGAAGGAAAAAGACUAAAGCUUCACAAAAACUCAGUACAAAUGGAAAUGGAGCCAUUCAGAAAAAUGAUAGUAAAAACGAGAGUUCCUUGUCCCUAGAAGUUCCCACAGUUGAAAACCAAAAGACAGAAAAUGGUCAUGUGAAAAGGUCUGUAGAGUCUGGGCCAGAAAUGAGAACUGGUUCACGAGCUUCCUCUUCUCCGUAUCCUAAUUACCCAGAUUUGAAGCCACCAUCAUCUCCAACUCCAUCAAAGCCACAAUAGUGAUGUUGGAGUGUCCAUCAUCUCCACAAUAGAAGACUCAACUGGUAUCUACAAUCUGGUGAAUGUCAAUUUGUUUAAUUUCUAAUUUCACAAUUAUUCCUUCUCUACUUCAUAUUGUUUUAGAGACAGUGUAAUCCUUAGUGUACCAACAGAAUCAAUCUGGCUGUUAACUCGCGGCCAAGCCUUGGUUGACUACAAUCACAGAUGCAGUGAUUGUGACAAAAUUUAAGCAAACAAUGAGAAGUGAAUUAGUGGCUUUUUUUUC